Yarrowia lipolytica CLIB122 is the source of this 315-nucleotide messenger RNA. The record is from RefSeq and is a predicted model, not a curated record. Lineage: Eukaryota; Fungi; Ascomycota; Dipodascomycetes; Dipodascales.
AUGUCUUCUGCCAUCAAGAACGUCAAGUCUCUCGCUCCUCUGCUCGACCGAAUUCUCGUCCAGCGAAUCAAGGCUGCUUCCCAGACCGCCUCUGGAAUCUACAUUCCCGAGAAGAACGUUGAGAAGCUCAACGAGGCCAACGUCCUCGCUGUCGGCCCCGGUGCCCCCAACAUGAAGGGCGACAUUGUCCCUCCCUCCGUCAAGGCUGGUGACAAGGUCCUGAUCCCUCCUUUCGGUGGAUCUUCCAUCAAGAUUGGUGAUGAGGACUACCUCCUCUUCCGAGAUGCUGAGAUUCUCGCCAAGAUCAACGAGUAA